GUUCCACCCCGUCGCUCCACUCUUCCCAAUUAGGACUAGCCUAAUUGCCCCUGCCAACCACAAAGCCACGGCCUGCAGGAACCGUAGGCUUUUUCCUUUUCCUUUUCCUUUCUUUAGUUUAGUUAUUUACGAAUCCAGUCAUUUCUUACUUGCAGCCUCGACUCUCGUUUAUGCCUGCCUUCACACGGACUGCCAUCCCGGACGGCUAGGGUGGUGCACUGUGGCGGAUAAUGGAGACGGCCUGGACACAAAGCCCGAUCGGCGACUCCGCCCUCGGGGCCAUCUUCGCCUCGGAUCAGGACAUGUACCCCGUCGCCGCGCUUUCUUUACAGCGUUUUCGCAGCUGGGUCUCGGCCUGGCCAGAAGUCUCGAUUUGUUUCCUGCCGCCCGCGGCCCAUCCACCAGCAACAUCCGGGUCGCCGCAAUCACCACUCGCUGGAGUCAUCGUCGUGCUGCCGCUGCGUCGCGCGCAUUGGGAAGACCUACUCGUGGGCAGGAUCAAGGAGGCCGACAUCGAUGCCGAAACCAUGUUUCCAGCCAGGCUCGGAGUCGGAGUCGGAGAUGACAACCCAUAUGCGGGAGAAGAGGGAGGGGAAGAGGUCGGCCUGCACGUCUUUCACAUCGAGCGGUUCACCGCCUUGCCAGGGGAGGGCCACGUGUCUGCCGCUGCAACAGGCAUGGGUGCAACAAAGAAGCGCUUCGCCGAAUUUGCCCUCGACCAGGUUGCGCGCCGCGCAGCAGCCAUAGGGAGGGGAGCUCGACGCUGGAGCAUCGCAGGCUUCUCGGGUGAGCCGAGCUGGUGGUUUUCUUUGCCGGCCUACUCUCCUUCCUUCUCUGUCUUCUUUUUUUCGUCCUCUUUUUUUUUCCACACUCCCACCCUUGUCUUGCAGUUAGGAAACCCACACUAUAAUGUCCCGCUGUUGCUAACCACAACGUGCGUCACUGCACCCUAGCCCUCACUGCCACGCCUGCAGGCAAAAAGACGUUUGAGCGAAUGGGUUUCACGUCGACGGGGUACAGAGAGAUCCUCUUUUCACGGUCCAAGGCGAAACCUACCGAAAACGAUAGGGAAACCCCUUCCAGCCAGGUAAUCGAAAUACUCUGUCUGUACCCUGGAGAUCGGACGGGCGAACGUCCGUUAGACAUGGUCGACAACGACUGCACCAUUGUGUCAA
Messenger RNA from Lasiosphaeria miniovina, 1175 nucleotides. RefSeq lists its product as uncharacterized. The transcript has 2 exons. NCBI's taxonomy places the organism in Eukaryota, Fungi, Ascomycota, Sordariomycetes, Sordariales, Lasiosphaeriaceae. The coding region runs from base 231 to 953 and encodes 240 amino acids. The record is from RefSeq and is a predicted model, not a curated record.